UCGGCAGUUUGAUGCUAUAUUGACUUGUGCGCCGGGGAGCGGGUCUCCUGUGCUAUGCUAUGCUAUGCUAUGCUACAUUACAUACGUAGGUAGUACUCAAACUUGACUUACUUAUUUACUUACUUACUGUACUGCUGCGCUGGCUUCGUGAGACUGAGGUUGUUUCAGGAUCUUGGACUCGCCUCGCAGAUAGGAAUGGUCACUGGGUCUAUUUGACAGGAACCGUGUUUUUUCUUUCUUUCACGCCAACGCUUGCAGUGUCUAUGCUAGGUAUGCUAUGCUAUGCUAUGCUGUGCUGUGCAAUCCGAACUUCUUCUCCGCUAUGCUAUACUAUACUAUACUAUACUACACUAUACUACGUUAUGCUAUAUGCGAUGUUAUGUGUUAUGCUAUGCUAACCAUAGGUAGUACACUACGUACGUGUUUUGCCUUUAUUUUUGGAAUUCACUCAAAAUUUUCAUUGUCUGCGUGCGCCGCCGGCGUUAGAAAUCGUUCCCUGUCCAUGGAAGGAAAAGAAAGUCGUCCGAAACCUGGAUAGACCUUGCCGAGGUCUCGCGCUGAGGGCCUUUUGACAGGCUCUUGGCAUGCUACCUACGCUGUCGCUAAUCUGCUGCUGGGAUUCUCUUGUCUGCGGUCGUGGACUAGCAUACCUUGUUCACCUAGUUGAUAGGUAGAUGAUGCGCGGCGGUGGCGAU
Molecule: messenger RNA, 695 nt
Organism: Xylaria bambusicola
Lineage: Eukaryota; Fungi; Ascomycota; Sordariomycetes; Xylariales; Xylariaceae
Exons: 1
Coding region: 278-538 (86 amino acids)
Source: RefSeq, a predicted model, not a curated record